Molecule: messenger RNA, 579 nt
Organism: Cladophialophora yegresii CBS 114405
Lineage: Eukaryota; Fungi; Ascomycota; Eurotiomycetes; Chaetothyriales; Herpotrichiellaceae
Exons: 1
Coding region: 1-579 (192 amino acids)
Molecular function (GO): acyltransferase activity, transferring groups other than amino-acyl groups
Source: RefSeq, a predicted model, not a curated record
AUGGCGCCGUCUGAGUACAAAAUUGCGAUGCUUCCGCCUCCGGGCGACGUGGUUGCUCCAAAUGGCUUCCCGGCAGAUCCGCGACCCAAGAACGCACCCCGUAUAUUCCUUGAUGCUAUGGAUCUACGCAUAGAAGUCUUUUGUGAUGAGCAGCAUUGUGCCCUGGAGCCAGAGCUGGACGAGGAUGACCCUCGGUCGUGGCAUUGGGUUGCUUACCGUACAAGCGAGUCGGGUGCAGAGGAUCCUGUCUCUGUCAUCCGGAUCGUCCCUCCGCCACAUGGUCCCCAUCCCAAUGGCUUUAGUGAUCCAGAUGAAGAGCCAUACGUCAAGCUAGGGCGCGUCGCAACGAAGGCCAACCACAGAGGGAGGGGCCUAAGCCGGCUUCUGACCGAGGCGGCUUUCCAGUGGCUCGCUGCACAUAAGGAGAAAGUUGCAGCCGGAUACGAUGGUCUGGUUCUUUGCCAUGCUCAGGUAUCCGUGGAGAAGAUGUAUGCAAAGUUGGGGUUUGUUACCGACGAAAAAUUGGGCCGCUGGGAUGAAGAAGGGAUCGAGCACCUCGGAAUGUGGAAACGUGUCUAA